GGGAAGUUGUUGGGGGCGGGCACUGUGAGAUUGUGCUUAGGUUGAUUCAGGUCCCUCGAUAGGUGCAGUUUGUGGUUUCAGAGGGGAAUGGUGGCUGUAACGGGGAGUUGUGUUGCUGACCUGGUGGUGGUUGCCUUGUUGUUGACGGGAUGUUGCAUCAGGUGCGAGCUUUCUGAGGCCUGGCAGGCGCCAGAUGCUCAUGAGACACAGGCUCUCCUCGAGCACAGGGCCAGCCAGCAGCAAGAUGGUGCACCAUCCCAGGUGGCUGGUCACAGUGACACAUCUGCGGAAAACGGAAAGGAAGCAUCGAAAGGAGAUCAAGACAGGUUGCCGAAUAAUACCACAGAACAAAAUAGUACAUUGCGGGCCACCUCAAUUACCAUUACAACCAUUACUACUCCACUACUAGUUCCAUCAACUCCACCAAAACCUAUAUUGCCCCUGCAGACAGGGGUUGAAGCACAACAAGAAGAACAAUCAAGUGGAAUGACUAUAUUCUUUAGUCUCCUUAUAUUAGCUAUUUGCAUCAUAUUGGUGCGAUUGCUAAUCAAAUAUAAACUGCAUUUUCUGCCAGAAAGUGUGGCAGUUGUGUCAUUAGGGAUCUUAAUGGGAGCUGUGAUUAAAAUUAUCGAAUCACAGCACUGGGCCAAUUGGAAGGAAGAAGAAAUGUUUCGACCAAACAUGUUCUUUCUUUUGUUACUUCCACCUAUUAUAUUUGAGUCUGGAUAUUCAUUACACAAGGGUAACUUCUUCCAAAAUAUUGGAUCCAUUACACUUUUUGCUGUGUUUGGCACAGCAAUAUCAGCUUUCAUUGUUGGUGGUGGUGUUUACUUUCUUGGUAAAGCUGAAGUUAUCUAUAAACUCACAGUGACAGACAGUUUUGCUUUCGGUUCCCUAAUAUCUGCUGUUGACCCAGUCGCUACAAUUGCCAUUUUUAAUGCUCUGAACGUGGAUCCUGUUUUGAACAUGUUAGUAUUUGGAGAAAGUAUUCUUAAUGAUGCAGUUUCCAUUGUCCUUACAAACACGGCUGAAGGUUUAGCCAGAGCAAAUGCACCUGAUGUAAGUGGAUGGCAAACCUUCCUACAAGCAUUGGGCUACUUCCUCAAGAUGUUUUUUGGAUCUGCAGCACUUGGAACCCUCACUGGUCUCAUCUCUGCAUUGCUGUUAAAGCACAUUGACCUCAGAAAGACACCAUCUCUUGAGUUUGGGAUGAUGAUAAUCUUUGCAUAUCUUCCUUAUGGGCUUGCAGAAGGUAUAAAAUUGUCUGGAAUCAUGGCUAUUCUGUUUUCUGGUAUUGUGAUGUCGCAUUAUGCUCACCAUAACCUUUCACCAGUUACUCAAAUUCUAAUGCAGCAGACACUACGAACUGUUGCUUUUAUGUGUGAGACUUGUGUUUUUGCUUACAUUGGCCUGGCGAUAUUCAGUUUUCCUCACAAGUUUGAGAUCUCCUUUGUUAUCUGGUGUAUUGUUCUUGUCUUAUUUGGCAGAGCAGUGAAUAUCUUUCCGCUGUCUUACCUUCUGAACUUCUUUCGAGAUCAUAAAAUUACCCCGAAAAUGAUGUUUGUUAUGUGGUUUAGCGGUUUACGUGGUGCCAUUCCCUAUGCUUUGAGUCUACAUUUGGAGAUGGAGCCAAUAGAGAAGCGUCAGCUCAUUGGAACAACCACAAUAGUCAUUGUACUUUUCACGAUUCUGGUUUUGGGUGGAGGAACAAUGCCUCUCAUCAGGUUGAUGGAUAUAGAAGACUCUAAAAUCCACAGAAGAAACAAGAAAGAUAUUACCCUCAGCAAAACUGAGAAGAUGGGAAAUACAAUUGAGUCUGAGCAUUUAUCCGAACUAACUGAGGAAGAGUAUGAAGCACAAUACAUCAAGCGGCAUGAUCUCAAAGGCUUCAUGUGGCUGGAUGCGAAAUAUUUGAACCCUUUCUUUACUCGAAGACUUACUCCAGAGGACCUCCAUCAUGGCCGAAUACAGAUGAAAACGUUAACCAACAAGUGGUAUGAGGAGGUACGUCAAGGACCAUCAGGUUCUGAAGAUGAUGAACAGGAGCUGCUCUAGUAUAUGGAUUGAUUAAACAUCUAGGCUUUACUCCAGAUGUUUCAUCACUAUAUUAAGUUCCAUUAGGAUACAGGAGAAGGGCUGGCACCAACUUGAUUACACAACAUUGCAUCCUGAGCCUCUUAAAGUGUACAUAGUGCCAUCUGUUGGCUGUUUAAUUUCCUUUAAGAGCAAAUAACUCUACACUUAUUUCUUCUACAUAAUAUUUUGCAUGUUUAGAUUGUCGUUAUGAAGGUGGGCAGUUAACCCUAAUAUAAGAAAUAUUUAUCUUAAAAAAAAAUCUAAAUGUAAAUUAACAUUUACAUCACAAGCAGAUAUGCACUUUAUUGUAAAUAAGAUUAUUGAUUUUCACUAUCCCCAAUUUCCUUGAGCAUUCUGAUAAUGAAGAAUUUUGAUGAGUUCAUUUAGCUGCUAAAUAAGAAAUCCUGCUGCUUUUCCUCCCCUUGCUGCUAUUGUUAGACAAAUUUACUUUGCUUUCUACUUUGUAACUUAUCUCAACCUUUACUUGUUAAAUUGCUGAUGCAGUCAUGAUACUCCAGUGUAAGUUUUACCACCUUCAGAUGUUCAAACCCAAUUCUCCCAGAUUUUAAUGAGUUGUGUUUGCAUCGCAAGAUUGUCCACAAACGUUUUGUGUGGACCGUCAGUAUGUUCAAAUAAAUCACACUUACAUAGGGAUUUUUCUUUUCAUUCCAUUCCAAUUGAUUUUAAACUAGAAUAUUUGAGUCAUCGCAAAAUUAAUUGUAUCACUGGGAUUUGCAUAUUCUAGCCUACAAAUUUACCAGACCAAACUGACCUCAGCCUGUGUUUCCUUGAGAACAACUCAACAUUUGUGACUCUAAAGGGAUGCAGCAGCAAUUCAGCAAAAUAAUAGUGUGCAUUUAAAGGAAAACUUCUCAACUUUAUAAAAUAGAGUACCAUUUGAUUUAAGAGUAAUCUUAUGGGAAGUUAUUAUGUUUUUGAUGCUUUAUCUAAUGUUCAUACAUUGUACGUGAAAAUUUUACACUUUUGUCAAUGUUGCAAAAUUUGUUUCUUUAAAAUGCAAGGAUAAGACCACCAACUCAUCUUAACGAGAUCUGACCUGGAGAAAGACUUUUACAAAUAGUUCUAUUUCAACCUGCUACCAGGAGUUAGCAAUCAGAUAAAAUUAGACCACCACUUUAAAGACAUAGUCCUCAAGAUAGCAACUAAUCACCACAAUCAUGCCCAAAAAAUAUAGCUGUUAAUAUAGAUAGCCAGUAACGUGUAUGAAAAUGAGCCUGUUUCUAGACUCAAUCAGAUCAGCCAUGAUCUUACUGUGCCCUUAAUCUCACCUUUGAGCCUGGUCCACUAUUAUCCAGGGUGAGCAAAAAUCUGUCUAAUUCAGCCUUGAAAAGAUUUAAUGAUUCAGCAUCCACAGCCAACUCGAGUGGGAAACUCUAAAGAUUAUCACCCCUCUAAAUGGUGAAUUUCCUCCUCAUCUAUGUCUUAAAUGGAAUGUCCCUUCUUUUGAAACUAAUAGAACAUAAAAACUAGGAACAGGAGAAGGCCAUCUGGCCCCACCAUUUAAUAAGAUCAUGGCUGAUCUUUUUGAGAGUCAGCUCCACUUAUCCGCCCACUCACCAUAACCCUUAAUUCAUUUACUGUUCAAAAAUGUAUCUAGCUUUGCCUUAAAAACAUUCUGUGAGGUAGCUUCAACCACUACACUGGGCAGGGAAUUCAACAGAUUCACAACCUUUUGGGUGAAGAAGCUCCUCCUGACCUCAGCCCUACAUCUGCUUCCCUGUAUUUUGAGGCAAUGCCCCCUAGUCCUAGUUUCACCUGCUAGCGGAAACAACCACGCAGCCUCCACUUUAUCUAUUCCCUUCAUAAUCUUAGAUGUUUCUAUAAGAUCUCCCCUCAUUCUUCUGAAUUCCAAUGCGUGUAAUCCCAGUCUACUCAGUCUCACCUCAUAAUCUAUUUUAGAUAUAAUUUUAGAUUCCAAUACGAGGGGCAAGUCUCUGAUAAAUACCUGAUUAAGCCCUCUUAAAUUUUCUAUUUCAGUAAGAUCAUGUCUCAGUUUUCCAAAUUCAAUUUGGUAUUGAUUCAACCUGCUCAACCUUUCCCUUAAGGCAAUUCCAUAAUCCCAAGAAUCAGUUUAAUGAAACUUCUCCCGAACUCCUCCAAUGCACUUUUAUCCUUCCUUAAGUAAAGAGAUCAGUUCUGUGUAAAGUACUCAAAAGUUUCAUCUCAGCAAUGUCCUGAGCAGCUAUGGUAGGAUUUUGCUACCUUUUUACUCCACCACCCCCCCCACCCCCAACAAUAAAGGCAGUUUGUUAAUAAAGUGAACAAUACCUGUACGCUAACAUAUUUUGAUUAGUCUACAAGGCACCUGGAUCAUUCUGUCUGCAACAUUCUGCUGUCUGUAAAUUUAUAUUGCAUGAGCAGAGAGAUUGGUUGGCACAUAGGCUCCGAAUGGUUAAGGUUUUUCCAUGGAGAACGCACCAAGGAACACUAAGCCCAGAACUUUCAGUUUAAAUUGAUUAAAAAAGGGGGCAAGCUGACUUGAAUUGAGGCAUACUACGAGGAAAGCUCCACAUAACAAUGUAUCCCAAACUUUAAUUGAAAAUGCACAUUAUGGGCAGAUGCAGUUUUCCUGCAAAGAACCAGGUCCUGCAUACGUGUGUAGUUUCUAGCAAGCUCAAAUGAACCACAUUGCAAGACCAACUGAUAAUCUUUCAAAUAUUACUGAAAUUUUAGAUUUCAGUUUGCUAGCUUUGUAAGCAAUGAUUAUACUUCUGAGUAGCCUUAAUAUAAAUUUUAUAUUAGCCUAAAAAAUGGUGAAAUAUUUUUUGGCAGAACUGACAAUGCAACGCUACCCAUCUAUUAUUAUUCAAGCUUGAGAUAGAAAUAUGUCACAACAAGGAUUGCAAAGCCCACUUGUCCAUAAUAAGCAUGCAUCAAAUACUAUAUUUUGUCUAGUAAUUAAGAGUGGGCAGAGUUUCAAACUUGUUCUAAAACAAGUUCUCUAUCAAUCUGCUAUUUUGAUUAUGUCUACAAUACUAGUGGCACAUCAUGAAGGAAAUAAGAUAUUCUACCAGAAAAAAAGCUAAUAAGAGGAAGAUUUAGUCCAUGCACUAUAUUCUCAGUUACAUUAAAAACAGAGAAAAAUUACAUGCUUAAUUUCAUUUAUUUGUCUUUUCACCCUCCACCAUUUUUAAACCAUUGCUCCAAGUUAUUACACUUCUCAUGCAACCUAUCAGCUUUUAGCAUUGUCUUUUCAGUUGUAUCAAGCUCAGUAUUUUAAUUGUUUGCAAUGCUCUCUCAAAUGAAAAUACCAAUUCAUGUGAAAUAAGAACUACUGAAAUCCCUUCCAGUUAUUGUAAAUUUUAACAAUUUCAAAUUGUAGACUGCAAUAUCACAGAAUUGCUGCUCAUGGUGCAGCUGAGUUGUUGCAAGUCGUUUCUCUAGUGCUGCUAACUCAGACAUCCAAGUUUCUAUAACUGGUCAUUACUUUUGAUGAAAUUUAAUAAAUGGGAACAUCACAAUUUUUUGGGAAAUUUGUGUGAUCUUAAAUGGACAAAUUCAAUAUUAAAAUAUGGUCAUGGGAUAUGUUAGUUUAAUUAACUAAACCCAUUCUACAAAAUAAUUAGGAUUACUGAAGCAGUGACAGUAGGAACUGCCAAAGCUGCAGAGUCUGAGUUAACAAGGAGUAGAGCUGGAUGAACACAG
This is a messenger RNA of Stegostoma tigrinum, 5742 nucleotides long. RefSeq names its product solute carrier family 9 member 8 (gene slc9a8). Bases 88 to 2055 code for a protein of 655 amino acids. Gene Ontology annotation, biological process: proton transmembrane transport; sodium ion transport; regulation of pH. NCBI's taxonomy places the organism in Eukaryota, Metazoa, Chordata, Chondrichthyes, Orectolobiformes, Stegostomatidae. Gene Ontology annotation, cellular component: Golgi apparatus; membrane. The transcript has 16 exons. The record is from RefSeq and is a predicted model, not a curated record. Gene Ontology annotation, molecular function: sodium:proton antiporter activity.